Molecule: messenger RNA, 3804 nt
Organism: Cottoperca gobio
Lineage: Eukaryota; Metazoa; Chordata; Actinopteri; Perciformes; Bovichtidae
Gene: stx3b
Product: syntaxin 3b
Exons: 11
Coding region: 379-1248 (289 amino acids)
Biological process (GO): intracellular protein transport; exocytic insertion of neurotransmitter receptor to postsynaptic membrane; vesicle fusion
Cellular component (GO): SNARE complex; plasma membrane; postsynapse
Molecular function (GO): SNAP receptor activity; SNARE binding
Source: RefSeq, a predicted model, not a curated record
CCAGAAAAGUGCGUUUUAGAAUGAUUAGUUGCCAGCGGAGAGACAGAUUAUACGGCUCUACACAACUGUUGUUUUAAUCCCCUGGGCGAGGAGAUUUAGCAAAGAAAAAACACUGGUUUUAAACCCAGCAGCCAUAUUGUAUAGAAAAACGACGGAAAGACUCCUCUUAUCAGAUAAAAUCGUUUUUCUCAGAUAGGCUACCUCUGUCAAGACUUUUGAGGAGGUUAAUAGUUUUUCUUACCGGCGGUGGGUUUCUGUCGGACAGCUAGUUUGCCAGCUGGUUGAGGAAUUCCGAGAUUGGGACUAGUUUUUGGGCUAUUUUACACAAUACUGUGGUCACCUCUUUGGUUUAAAGUUGUUAAAUCAACCGUGUAAAACAUGAAGGACCGAUUGGAGCAACUCAAAGCGACGUGUGAUCAAGAUGACGACGAGGUGGAGAUUUCUAUGGACAACGCAGCCUUCAUGGACGAAUUCUUCUGUCAGAUUGAAGACAUCCGGAGUAGUAUUGAUAAAAUUGACGAGAACGUGGCUGAAGUCAAAAAGCUUUUCUCAGUCAUCCUGUCUGCGCCCACAUCAGAUCAGAAAACACAAGAUGACUUGGAGGCAAUUACCAAUGACAUUAAGAAGAUGGCCAACAAUGCAAGAAACAAACUUAAGACCAUCGAGAGGAAUCUGGAGUCAGAGGAGCAGGAGAGGGUGUCUGCUGACAUGCGGAUACGUAAAUCACAGCAUGCAGUGCUGUCAAGGAAGUUUGUGGAGGUAAUGACAAAGUAUAAUGAAGCCCAGGUGGACUUCAGGGAGAGGAGUAAAGGACGUAUUCAGAGACAACUAGAGAUCACUGGAAAAGCAACGACAGAUGACGAGCUGGAGGAGAUGUUGGAGAGUGGCAAUGCUGCUGUGUUUACUGCAGGGAUUGUGGACGCUGGGGUCUCUAAACAAGCCUUGAGUGAGAUCGAAGCCAGACACAAAGACAUCGUCCGUCUGGAAAGUAGCAUCAAGGAGCUGCACGAUAUGUUUGUUGACAUCGCCAUGCUGGUGGAGAGCCAGGGUGACAUAGCUGACAACAUAGAGCAGAAUAUAUCCAAGUCAGUGGACCAUAUAACAGAGGCUAAGGAACAGACCAAAAAAGCUGUAAGGCAUCAGGGCAAAGCACGCAAGAAAACGGUGAUAAUAGUGGUGGUUGUGCUGGUUUUGCUGGCCUUACUAGCUCUCAUAAUCGGAUUGUCCGUGGGAUUGAAGCAAAGCUGAUGAGCUCUUUGAGUAAGAGAAGAGCUAAGGAAGAUGAUCAUAAUUGGUGUAGUCUGUGCUGUGGUUGCGCUCAUCCUCCUCAUCGUCAUCCUCACCCAGACACUGUAAUGGGACUGCUGCCUUCAUCAGUUCAUUCAUCCUCCAUCAGCUGGCCCACCAAAGAAAAACCUGAUACUGAUCACUCCAUAUGGAUUUGAUAAUAUUUAACCUGCAGAUGUACAACAACAAGGACAAAUGUUCCUUUUGACCUCUGGAGAAAGAAAGAAGAAGAGCUACGUGACUUGUGAUAAUUAUAAAACCUUUUUGUCCAAUCAGAACUGUGCUUCCUGGUAUGUGAGGGUCUGUAUGACUCCCUCAGGAGGCUUGAGCAGUUUGGGGAUGCUCUUCUGCAAACGAGGAAAUGAGACUGAAGCUGACAUGAGGUACAAUAGCUAUUGUAUCUCUGCGGAGGGGAAAGGAGAAUUGAUCUGAAAUUGAUUUUAAAUGUCCAUUAAAUCGGACCCUCGUGAAGCCUUAUAGAAGCACCUCACCUCCCUUAUCAUUAUUUCUUGCCUUUAUGAGCCUUGACACAUUUUGUGAUUGAAAAGCUAGCUACUGUAUUGAGAUUUUGUUGUUUUAGGUGGAGUUCCAGCACUUUCACAUUUCAAAAUAUGUCUUUAUUUCUGUAUUUAAGAUCCGAUGAUCCUGUGAAUAAUGGAUAUUUUUAUUUUUUUUGUGUGUCGUCGAUAUGUAGCCCUAAAUAUUGCUCAGUUCUUUAACUUGAAGAGGAUCGGUGUGCUCACUUAUGAUUCUUCAGUUUGUAGAGCCCAGUGGUUCUGAUUUUAAAUAUGAAGGAUGAUUCUUACGGAAACACAUUUUAUAGACAGGUGGAGCUAAGAUGAGCAAAGAAAGACGGUGGAUAAACGUGCAUCCAUCUGUAACAUCUCAGAGAAACGCCUGAAUAUUUCUUUUGUGUCUUUGCUAACCUGUUACAAUGUAAGCCAUCGUGUCUUCUCCAUAUACAGACAUGAUUGUCUCCCCUGUUUUAAUGCCAAAGAGAGACGGGUAGUAACUAUUUGUAUUUCAGUGUCGGAAUAGUCUAAUAAGUAAGCAAUAGUAAUAUAUUUAUUAUACCUUUUGAUCAUCUUGCUAAUAAGUUGCACAUACAGGAUGAAGUGUAAGUGGACAGUGAGGCCUCCCUGACUGGUGGCUCUUUACUAGUGUGAUUCACAUUUCCUGGCAUAUUUUAGGUGUCGCUAUAUUUAAACUGUAAACAUACACCUCAGUUGCCAGUUUGUUACGUACAACUAUCUGAACCUAAUGCAUUCUAAUGCAACAGCCCUGCGAUAAAUCCUGUUGUCAUGAAGGUUAAAACAACUUUUAGAGACAUGUUUGUUUAACUUUAUGGGCAUUAAGGGGAAGAAGUUUGUGUUGCAUUUUAAUUGUACUACAUUAUACUGUGUCUUACUUAGUUUGCCCUCAUUGAUACAAAGAGGUUAACUAAAUAACAGAAACACAAUUUAUAACACUGAGUACAACCUUGAAAAAGACCAUAAGGUUGACUCGUCACUGAUCUAAAACAUUACAAACAUUUUUAAAUGUAUAUAACUAGAAGGGCACUCGGUGAGCGCAGACCUCCGCCGAGGCCAAAUGCCCCAUCUCGCAAUGUUAAUGAACAUGAAAUAAUAUUUGUGUAUCCGCCCCCAAAAUGUAGUAGGUUCUUUUUUGGCCCUACAGCCUUUUUUUUUUUUUAAACCUUUUUAUCCUGCUGAAAAACAAACAGAACUGAAAACAGAAGCUCCUUGGCGUAAGAACGCAAUGAUGGAAAUCAGUAGAUAACUUUAUUGAUUUAAUCCCUCCCUGUCUGAUAUGAUGUGCUGUAUACAUAUAUGAGAAGCUGGUCAAUAAACCAAAUCAAAUGAAGGAUUUACUACGGGGCUGUUCUAUUAGACUGCAUUAGUUUAGUCGGGUGUACCUAAUAAACUGGCCACAGUUUUUGAUUCUAGUUAGUCCCCAUCAUUUCAUUCAGUUUCUUUAUCUUGGUAGAGGGAAUGUGUUUAUUGAACCACCGUGCACAUGUUGUCACACGGAGGCUUUAAUAUGGCAGUUAAAGCAGGUGAUUCCAGCUGUGCAUACAAAUACUGUAUCAGACACUUUUUCCCAUCAUUAAAGAGACCGGUAUCAGCAGGUAGUGACCGCAUGUAGGGGUUUAGUAGUGCAAAGACAGAGUUUUUCAAAUGUCCUGUGCAUUAUGAGGGCUGGCGUUCAUGAGGGAAGUCUUUGUUUCUGUUCAAAUGGAGCCUGAAUGGUUCCUUUUAAUUCUGGUUGUGCGGGGAGGGAGCACUUGAAAGUGAGAGGCCUCCCCAGCUUGGUCUUUUGAACACGCAGUCUGCUCUUUUGGCUUCUGCUCUUGCCUGUUCAAUCCUAAUGCGCCUUCUAUUCAGGCCUGUUCCUUCACACAACUUUGGCCAUCAGCACGGGCUACAAUAAGAGCAGGAGAAUAAGAUGUUGUUCACUGUUUUAAAUUAAGGUUCCACAGAUUUUAUUGAAAAUUAAAGAUUUUAUGUUUUUUAAUGA